Messenger RNA from Misgurnus anguillicaudatus (oriental weatherfish), 1568 nucleotides. RefSeq lists its product as uncharacterized. NCBI's taxonomy places the organism in Eukaryota, Metazoa, Chordata, Actinopteri, Cypriniformes, Cobitidae. Gene Ontology annotation, cellular component: nucleus. Gene Ontology annotation, molecular function: RNA polymerase II cis-regulatory region sequence-specific DNA binding; DNA-binding transcription factor activity, RNA polymerase II-specific. The record is from RefSeq and is a predicted model, not a curated record. Gene Ontology annotation, biological process: regulation of transcription by RNA polymerase II.
UUUUUCCUCUCUUGAGUGUUUUAAACAGAGUCUUGUCUCUGUGUAUUUUAGUGUUGAUGAUGAUAAGAUGGAUGUGAUUUGCUGUAAAUCAGGAACUGAUCAGGGCUUACAGGAUGAGGAAUCUACUGAUCAAACCUCCACAGAGUCUCUGGAUUCUGUCUGUAAUGCUGAAGAACAGCAGCAGAUCCUGCACACCAAACUCAACAUGUGUUCAGUCAAACUCAUCGACUUCAGGAACUUCAUGAUGAAGAUCAAAAUUGAACCCACAGAAAUGAAAACUGAACCUACAGCAGAUGAAUAUAAAGACAAAGACAGUGGUUGUCAUGAUUUUAUUCCGUCAGAUGUAAAGAGUGAAUUAUGUUUGGAUGGAGAGAUAACGUCCUCGACUCUUUCCUGCAUCACCGGUGGAGAGACAUUGAGCUCACAGAGACAUUUAGAGAGAAAACACACAGAACAGAAACAUCAUCUAAAGAAACACGCCAAUGAGAGACCAUAUCAGUGGCGUGAAUGUGGAAAAACCUUUAGGAAUGCAAGGUUAUUAAAAUCACACCAGAAUAUUCACUCUGAAGAGAAACCUUUUCAAUGUUCACACUGUGAAAAACAUUUCAGUCAUAAAUCUCAUCUGAUAGCCCAUGAGAGAAUUCACACUGGAGAGAAACCUCAUCGCUGUAAUGUUUGUGGGAAGAGAUUUAAUCAAUGUAAAUAUUUAGUGAUUCACCAAAGAAUUCAUACAGGUGAAAAACCUUACAAAUGCUCUCUGUGUGAGAAGACGUUUGCUCAGUCAACUUCCUUAAAAGCCCAUCAGAGAAUUCAUACUGGAGAGAAACCUUACAAAUGCUCUCAUUGUGAGAAGACGUUUACUCAGUCAGGUCACUUAAAAGCCCAUGAGAGACUUCAUUCUGGAGAGAAACCCUACCAAUGCUCUCAGUGUGGAAUGAGCUUCACUAAUUUAAAUUCUUUUAGAGUUCAUCAGAGACUUCAUACUGGUGAAAAACCUUACAAAUGCUCUCAUUGUGAGAAGACUUUUACUCAGUCAGGUCAAUUAAAGUCCCAUGAGAGACUUCAUACUGGAGAGAAACCUUAUAUCUGCUUGAUCUGUGGAGAGAGAUUUGCUCAUUCUGGAAGUCUUAAGCAUCAUCAGAAGAAACAUACUGAAGAUCAAACUACACUGAAAUCAUCAUAGUGUCAUGAAGUCUUUAAACACUGACCGUGUAUAUUCGGUGCAAAUGUUUGACGUGAUAACACACUAGAACAAAAACAAUUGAUUUCUAUGAAUGACUUUACAUUGACAUCAGUGUAGUUCUCAUUGCCAGAGAACAUUUUUAAACUCUAUCAUUGUUUACUAUUAAGGGUUUUUGUAGGAUUGAUCAGUUUAUUAUAUUGCUUGAAUUGGACUUUGAAUUAUUUCGUAUUAUUGCCAUUUCUGCUAAUUGAUUUAGUUAAAUUGAUUUUUGAAUUAUCAUGUCCCACCCAGCACAAGACAUGAUUUAGGCUGUGUUAAUUGGGCUAAAUCAAGUCAGCCCGUCAUGGCCUUCAUUUAGCACAAAAAUAAACAUUGAAUAUUGGUC